AGAAGAAGAAGAGGAAGACGAGGGGGGACCACUUCAAGCAACGUUUCAGGAAGAACUUCACCACUCUGCUGGAGGAAGAGAACCUGUCGGAGAAGCCGGAACCUAACUACCUGUCUGCAGCGGCCCCGCCCUCCUCGCUGCCGCCCCGUCACUUCUGCUGCGUGUGCGGUUUCCCUUCUCACUACACCUGCACCACCUGCGGGGGGCGCUACUGCAGCAGCAAGUGUCUGAUCACCCACAGAGAGACCAGGUGUUUGAAGUGGACGCUCUAACUGUUGCCAUGGUAACAGAGAAGACGACGUCCCCGUCUAUCCUGGUUAGGACGUUUUGGACAAUAAAGCUGUACUGAGGUGGACAAGAGGACGUCUGUCAGAACUGAUGUCUCGCAUGAACUUUGACCUGUCUCCACCCUGUCCCUCCAGCAGCUCCUCAGCAUCAACAGUGGAACCAGAGACAGAGUCCACCUCGGGUCCGGUUCUGACAGAGUUCUGCUCCGACUCAAGACAUCAUCAGAAAAAAAACUGAAACAUUAAGAACCAGAACCCCCAGGUCAGCUGGUUCUGGUUCCAGCUGUGCUUCAGUCAGAACAUCUGGGUCACAGCUGGUUCUGGUUCCAGCUGUGCUUCAGUCAGAACAUCUGGGUCACAGCUGGUUCUGGUUCCAGGUGAAUCUUUGUUUAAUUUAUAUUAA
Messenger RNA from Nematolebias whitei (Rio pearlfish), 690 nucleotides. It is a transcript of the gene znhit1, whose product is annotated as zinc finger, HIT-type containing 1. Gene Ontology annotation, molecular function: nucleosome binding. Lineage: Eukaryota; Metazoa; Chordata; Actinopteri; Cyprinodontiformes; Rivulidae. The record is from RefSeq and is a predicted model, not a curated record. Gene Ontology annotation, cellular component: Swr1 complex. Gene Ontology annotation, biological process: chromatin remodeling.